AUGAAUGGGUUUGCGGACCACGGCCUCGACGAGGAUGCCUUUGGGGAGAAGUCGACCUUGAAGGGUCUCCAGACAUUCGAUGCUUUUCCAAAGACAAAGCCCUCGUACACCACCCCCUCUCGCCGCGGCGGGCAAUGGACCGUCCUGAUCCUCGCCAUCUGCACGCUCUUCUCCGUCACUGAAUUCCGCACCUGGCUCCGUGGCACUGAAGCGCACCACUUUACCGUCGAAAAGGGUGUCUCGCACGACCUCCAGCUCAACCUCGACGCCGUCAUCCGCAUGCCCUGCGACACCCUCCACAUCAACAUCCAAGAUGCAGCUGGUGACCGCGUGCUUGCCUCGGAGAUGUUGAAGAAAGAGCCUACCUCAUGGAAGCUGUGGAUGGACAAGCGCAACUACGAGGGGUUUACGGGGGGGAGAGAAUACCAGACGCUUAGUCGCGAGGAUGAUCGGAGACUGAAGGACCAGGAGGAAGACGCGCAUGCGAGGCAUGUGCUUAGUGAGUUGCGGCGCAACCCCAAUCGAAAGUUCCCCAAGGGGCCGAAGCUCCGGAGGGGGGAUACGGUCGAUUCGUGUCGGGUUUAUGGGAGUCUUGAAGGGAAUAAGGUGCAGGGCGAUUUCCAUAUCACGGCGCGUGGGCAUGGAUAUCAGGAUGGGCAGAAGCACUUGGAUCAUUCUGUCUUCAACUUCUCGCAUAUGAUUACAGAACUCUCCUUUGGCCCACACUACCCAACGAUCCUCAACCCGCUCGACAAAACAAUCGCAACAACUGAAUCCCACUACUACAAAUACCAAUAUUUCCUCUCUGUCGUCCCCACAAUCUACUCCAAGAACCAAAACGUUCGCCCCGAAACCCUAAACACAAACCUCGACAGCUACCGCAGCAACAAAAACCUCAUCUUCACAAAUCAGUACGCGGCAACCAGCCAGUCCGAGGCGAUCCCAGAGUCGCCUUACCUAAUCCCGGGGAUCUUUUUCAAGUACAACAUCGAACCAAUCCUGCUGCUGAUCAGCGAGGAGCGCACAGGGUUCUUAAAUCUGGUUAUCCGGCUUGUGAAUACAAUCUCUGGCGUCAUUGUUACGGGGGGCUGGCUCUAUCAGAUAACCGGGUGGGUCGUUGAGUUGAGGAAACGCAGGGCGAGUGGGAAGUCGGAGGGGUAUUUGCAUGGGAAAUUAGAGGAGUGA
Aspergillus calidoustus is the source of this 1185-nucleotide messenger RNA. NCBI's taxonomy places the organism in Eukaryota, Fungi, Ascomycota, Eurotiomycetes, Eurotiales, Aspergillaceae. The record is from the annotation of a GenBank genome assembly.